CCUAGUUGACACUUUCACGAUUUUCGGUUCCCGCAUAGUUCACGCACUGAAAUUGCAUCAUGCGUGCCAAUGCGUGGACACUUGCGGGAAGGGGCGGGACGAUGCGCGGCAAUGCGCGGCAAUGCGUGAAGAGCGAAAUUUUUUUUCAACAUGUUGAAAAUUUUGCCACGCACUUCCCGCAUUGCAGCAGUGCGUGAACUGUGCGCAAACUAUGCGCAAACAAGUCGUGCCAAUGCGUGCCAGUGCGUGGCGUAAAAACAGUGGGUACCCCACCCCCGGGAAUGUGGCACGCACUUCACGACUAGUUCACGACAUGGUCCCGCAUAAUUUGCGCAGUGGUUGCGCAUCCUUCGCGCACUUUCACGCAAGGAUCGCGCAUAUCAGUCACGUGAUGCGUUUUGUCAAAAUAUUCUUGUUUGAGCCAGCAGCAAAAUCAUGGCUUCAUCCUCCUCAUCAGAUAAUGAUGGGACAGAGAACACAGAGCAUGAAGAGAAAACUAAGCGAACAAAAAGAGCACGUACAUCUAAAAGGGAUGUCCCAGAGUACAAGUGGACCGAAGACGCUGUUCAAUUAAUAGCCGAUUUUGUGAAGGAAAAUUCAGCACUAUAUGAUAAGACCCAGAAAGAUUACAUGAAUGUUGCUACGAAGGGAAGGAUGUGGGCGAAUGGCGGUAAAUUAUUGGAUCCACCUGCCACUGGUAAGUUCUCAAUUUUGAUGGUUGGUUAGUUAAGUUCCAUACCCAUGUUUUAAAAAUCCUCCUUUUGUUUUUUGUUGUCUGCAUUACUAGUUAAUAAGAAAGUAAUUUACUGGGACAAUAAUUGUUGAUAUUUUCCUUUAUAGAAAUUAAAUGUUUUUAUUUUUUAUUUUUAGGGUUAAACUUCACCACACAAAUAGCCUAUUUAUUGUUUUCCUUGUUUUUAAUGUAGGGGACCAGUGUAAGAAGUUGUACGAAAAUAAGCGAACUCGGCUAGGAAAGAUAUUGAACAAGGAGAAAAAAAGUGGAUCUGGGCAAACCAACAGAACGACACGUGAUGAUGAGAUAGUGAACACGUGGGGAUUUCUGAAGCAACACAUUGUUCGUGGCAAGACAACGGCAAGUGACACGGUAGGUAUAUAAAUGACCAAUUCACAAUUGUUAUAUUGAAAUAUUAGAAUAACCUUGAAAUAACCUUCAGAACCCUUUUCAUAAUUUUCAUUUUGAUGUUUCUUCACCUUGCAGUUUGAUAGAGAAGGGGAAGUGCACGAACGAGAAGAUGAUGAAGUUUCUAUCAUGUCAGUUUCAGAAGAUAUGGAUAAUGAGACCUUGAUCCCGUUGAAGGAUCGGGUCCCAAAGUCGGCACGCUCCGAAGCCUCUGGAACUUCUGGCAGUAGAACUCCAGCUUCUCGAUCAAGUACUGUUUUGCAGAAUAACCUCGACGAUGCUCUCCGUCAGGUUCUUUCAAGAGCGGAUAAUUUGGGCCAGACAGCUGCUUUGACAGGUCAAAAAAAGAUCGUCCAUGAUUUUGCCUGUCUUCUGGAGGGCCAUAUGCAGAAAAUUCCAGAGGAAUCGUGGCACAGUUUCCAAAUUGAAUGUCUGCAACUCGUUCACAAUUUCAAACAGCCAACCAGGCCAACUCAACCAUGUCAACAGCAACCCUCGUCAUGGCAGUCAAACCAGUGGCCAAUCAAUAGUCAUUGGUCCAAUUUCAAUCAAUGGUCUCCAGCAAGUCCAUCCUUCAACAAUGUUGGGAUGCCAGCCGCGCCUUCAGCUGUGCCUGUACCGAUACCAACGUCUUCUCAGCAGUCCACUGCUUCGACCCCACCCUCCCGACGUAGUAAUGAGAUGGUUUCCUCGGUUCUGGAAGAGCUUGGAGAAGAAAAAUAAUGUGUUCAACAGCAGCCGGUGAU
This is a messenger RNA of Strongylocentrotus purpuratus (purple sea urchin), 1887 nucleotides long. RefSeq lists its product as uncharacterized. NCBI's taxonomy places the organism in Eukaryota, Metazoa, Echinodermata, Echinoidea, Camarodonta, Strongylocentrotidae. Bases 1271 to 1864 code for a protein of 197 amino acids. The record is from RefSeq and is a predicted model, not a curated record. The transcript is spliced from 2 exons.